This is a messenger RNA of Racocetra fulgida, 1376 nucleotides long. NCBI's taxonomy places the organism in Eukaryota, Fungi, Glomeromycota, Glomeromycetes, Diversisporales, Gigasporaceae. The record is from the annotation of a GenBank genome assembly.
AUGAAAUAUUUUUCAACAAGAGGCUCGUCAGAUCUUUUCACAUUCUCAGAAGUAGUCUUAAUAGGCUUGUCUAAAGAUGGUGGACUUUUUAUUCCGCAGACGACUCCAACACUACCCUCAGACUGGAAAACUGCCUGGUUAAAGCAUUCGUUCACCUCUCUUGCCCUUGAAAUUUUUUCACUUUAUAUACCUGACGACGAAAUUCCUCGCAAAGAUUUAGAAAGAUUAAUUAAUAAAUCGUAUUCAACGUUCAAGACGCCUGAUAUUACUCCGUUAAAAAAAAUAAGAGAAAAUUUUUAUAUACUAGAAUUAUUUCAUGGGCCUACAUUCGCUUUCAAAGAUAUUGCGUUGCAAUUUUUGGGAAAUUUAUUUGAGUAUUUAUUGAAAAAAAAGAACUUGGAGGAGAGUUUAGACGGAAAAAACAUGACCAAAAAAGAAAGGAUUACAAUUCUUGGGGCUACUAGUGGUGAUACUGGAAGUGCAGCGAUUUAUGGAUUACGAAAUAAAGAAGAUAUUUCAGUAUUUAUCCUACAUCCCCGAGGCAAAGUGUCACUCGUGCAAGAAGCUCAAAUGACCACCGUAUUGGAUAAGAAUGUUCAUAAUCUUGCAGUCGAAGGAACUUUUGAUGAUUGUCAGGAUAUCGUAAAAACACUAUUUUCGGAUAAUCAAUUUAAUCAAAAGCAUAGUUUAGGCGCCGUAAAUUCCAUUAAUUGGGCAAGAAUUUUAGCACAAAUUGUGUAUUAUUUUCAUUCGUAUUUUCAACUUUUUUCAUCGUUAAAUAUUUUGCCAAGUUCCCCUGAAGCCAGUAAUAUUCACCUUCAAUAUUGUGUUCCAACGGGUAAUUUUGGGGACAUAUUAGCAGGUUAUUAUGCUAAACGUAUGGGAUUACCAAUCGAGACACUAGUGGUAGCUACAAAUUCCAAUGAUAUUCUAGAUAGAUUUUUUAAAACGGGGAGAUAUGAAAAAAUAGUGAAUAGUGAAGGCGAUGGAAGAGGGAAACAAAUAGUACAUGAAACUUUAAGUCCAGCAAUGGACAUUACAGUUUCAAGUAAUUUUGAAAGAUUGUUAUGGUAUCUUGCGUGUGAGUCCAUUGAUAAUAAAUCUAGCGAAGAAAAAACGAAACUUGCAGGAUCGAUUGUGAAAAAAUGGAUGGAGGAUUUGAAAUCCAAACAGUGUUUAAUUGUGGAAAAAGCACAGUUGGAAUUGGCAUUACGAGAUUUCAAAACGGCCGUUGAAGAAUCAUUAAAAUCAUUUAAUGAAUUCAAAUUUCAAGAAAUUUUGCCAACAGAGUUCGUUGGGCUAUUGGAAAGGGAAAAAAGAUGCGUGUAUGUAGAAAGAGCUGAUCCUGAAAUGGUUAAAAAAGUUAUUGAAAGCGA